Messenger RNA from Patiria miniata (bat star), 3163 nucleotides. RefSeq lists its product as uncharacterized. Lineage: Eukaryota; Metazoa; Echinodermata; Asteroidea; Valvatida; Asterinidae. Gene Ontology annotation, molecular function: RNA polymerase II cis-regulatory region sequence-specific DNA binding; DNA-binding transcription factor activity, RNA polymerase II-specific. Gene Ontology annotation, cellular component: nucleus; transcription regulator complex. The transcript is spliced from 2 exons. Bases 638 to 2185 code for a protein of 515 amino acids. The record is from RefSeq and is a predicted model, not a curated record. Gene Ontology annotation, biological process: regulation of transcription by RNA polymerase II.
AUAGCACGCGGUAGAUAGCUGAACAUGACCUAAAAACAAAACGACGCAGCCUAUGAAAACUAAUGGUUGUUCGCAGUCCGGCAAAAACCCAGAAUUGCCACAGCGAUUACUUUCGAUUGAAGCAUUCGAAGAAAAUUACUUCGCUAGACAAUGUUAAAGUUAUGAAAAUUCGCUGGGGCUGUAUUUUCCCUUGAGAAACCACUAGACAGUUGGCAGAACAAAACUAUUGAAAAUCUGUGGUACUGGUAGUAUGGUACGUGACGCGACGAAAUAGGAGAGACUUGUAGAUGGUUAUCUGCGUCUUGUGUAUAUUUUAUCUGAGAUCUGGAAAGACGACUGUACUACGUGGAAUCCAAUGAAAGAAACCCAGCCAAUUACUGGAGAGUGAGAAACAGGUACGAACCAAUCACAGGGGGCGACACCUGAGCCAUUUCCAGCCGAGCCAUCAUGCAGCAAGCUUGGUCACUCGCUUUUGUAGUUUGUGACGUAUGCCAUCUGGAGUUGUGGUGUUCGUGUUGACCCCUGAGCUUUCAUUUUCUCGCAAUUCAACACGAGCCGCUCCAUCCAUCCACCGUGGGCACCACUCAAUCGCCGUGUGUGUGCAGGGUUUGCCCGUGGUUAGGGGUGCGCGUAACUGAUGGAGACCGACUCGCAAACUGAGACGAUAGAUUCGGAAUUGGAGCCGGCCAUGAACACCUUGGAGUCAGAUAUCACCAUCAGCAACGAGGCUGCUAGUGGUAUUGAAUCCACAGGCAUGAUCCAGGACUUGUUGAACAAGAGACCAAACAUCGGUGUCAAUCCCUGCACUGACACCGCCGCCGCCAACAACACCAUGACGAUCGCGGCAGAAGUCGGCGACAAGAGAGGGGUCAAUGCCUUGUCCUUCUCGCAGCAGCAAAUCAUCUGUGUCUGCGAGGCGCUACUCCAGGAGGGGAACAUGGAGAGGCUGGCCCGAUUCCUGUGGACUCUGCCAUCCGAUGAGUCCCUCCAGACGAACGAGACGGUCCUGCGAGCCCGGGCCGCCGUGUGCCACCACCGGGGAAACCACAAGGAGAUGUACACCAUCCUACAGUCGUACAGCUUCAGUAGCGCCUUCCAUCCGGAGUUACAAGACCUGUGGUACCGAGGCCAUUACGGCGAGGCCGAGAAGUCCAGGGGACGUGGGCUGGGUGCCGUGGACAAGUACCGCAUUCGCCGGAAGUACCCUCUCCCCAGAACCAUCUGGGAUGGCGAGGAAACAAUCUACUGUUUCAAAGAGAAAUCUCGGAACAUGCUGAAGGAAUUGUACCAGGUCAACAAGUACCCAACACCAGAGGAGAAGCGGAAUCUGGCCAAGACGACAGGGUUAACACUGACCCAGGUCAGCAACUGGUUCAAGAAUAGACGGCAGAGGGACAGGGCCCCAGCCGGUCUGUCCAAGGGGGAAGAAGAACCCAACAACAACAACGUGCCCUCUGGAGUGGACAAUGCAAAGAACAAUAAAUACCCCGUGCAAGCCCGGUUCUACGUGAACGAGGGGAACUACAACAACAACAACAGCGCCACCACGAGUCCAUCUCGCGUGACGGCCAAAAUCGUGACCCCUCCCGUCAUGAUGGUGACGACUCCAGUGAGUCCCGUCGGUUGCGAGGUGCCAGGGAUCAAGACAGAGCCCGGGGUGCCCCCUACGACAACGAGCGCGUCCAACGAUUUGACCCCUAUGACAGAUUUCCCCGCGCUGGGCUUCAAGUUCCUGCAUGAUUUGGCAGUCAUACAGCAAGUGGUCCCGGUGGGUUUGGGUUCGGGACCCGGGGAGGCGGGGACUUCGGCAAGCAACCCCCUGGGCACGAUGCUUGUGAACUCGUCAACCCUCCUCGGUCCUGCUGCUUGUGGCAGGGGGCAACCUGCAUACCAAGUACCAUCCCUGAGUAUGGCGCAGCCCCUCCCCUUCACCCUCUCGCCCGCCGCUGCGGCCCAGCUGAUCGAGUCUGUGGCGACUGGCUACAGCAACGCAAGCUCAACAACCCCGUGCACAUACGUCAGCAGCGGCAGGUCACCUGCCAACGGUCCAGGUGUCAGUCGGCCUACUGCCGCCGUCGACGGCGUCAGUGCAGAUAUGGAAAUUGACGAGAAUGCGACAGCCAAACCUCAAAGAGUCGUCAAGCCAUCCAUGCCAUCGAAAAUCACCACAACGGCAUCAGGAUAGCCUGAAGCUACAUGUAUAAUGCUUACAACGACAUCCCAUCUGAUCUUUUGACGAAGAAACGGACUUCAUCAACGUAAAUACUACAGCCCAUACUAAAAUAAGAUCACGUAAAUACCACAGCCAGGGUAUAAAAACUACUUAAAGGUUUCACUAUAAGGAUUGGACAAUGACUUACCGUCUCACAAAAAGCAACUUUAAACUUCGUCAGUAGGCGUUGCCCUUAUUUCCCGACAAAGGCAAUAGUGUUUUGUUAACCGUCUUUGAAAAUAAAUGUAUUAAGGAGACAGUGUCAUAUUACAGACAUACUCAAGUUACGCAACUAACUGUUAAAUUCUUUGCCUGAACAUUAUUUGAGAUUUGUGACUUAAAUUUGGUUUUUGACUCCUUCCUUUGACCGCCCUUUAAGCCAUCCUUCACUAUCCACCAGUACAUUCCUCCCAUGCAUGUAGCAUGCAGCCACAAAAGAGUGACUAUUUUUUAUAAAAGAUCAUAAAAAGAAAUUGUAUUUUAUACACAAAAUUGUUGCUUCAUAUACCAAAGGGAAAUUGAUUAUGCCUGUAAUGACGAGUGAUGCCUUUACGUUGAUUUUUGUUUUCAUAAUUUAGCUUGUUAAAACUGUACGUCAUAUACGUGUGCUCAUUAUCAACAGAGACCUGUAGAAAUGCGGUAGAUAAUGUAGAAAUUUAGAAGCCAAAUAUAUCAUCCAUAUUGUUUCCAGUAAAUUGUCAACUGUGUGCAUCAUAUCACUUAUUGUUUUACCAUGAGCGGAGCUUAUACACAAAUACAGAUUUCUCGGCAGAAACACAGUUUUCACGACUCAUGAAGCAAUAACGCAUUUCGUUGUAAUGUUCUUUCCCGUGUGUAUACUUGCGCGGUCAGAUCAGUUGGAACGUUUGCACAUUUUACACCACCGAUGAAAAAAUUGGGAUUUUUUUCAUAUAGGCCUUAUUAAUUAAAACAGUAAUUUUGUAACAAGGA